Molecule: messenger RNA, 1558 nt
Organism: Aphis gossypii (cotton aphid)
Lineage: Eukaryota; Metazoa; Arthropoda; Insecta; Hemiptera; Aphididae
Exons: 9
Coding region: 126-461 (111 amino acids)
Source: RefSeq, a predicted model, not a curated record
UAGUCAAUUAUAAAUUGAUUAUCAAAUUUUUAUAAUCGAAUAAUGCGUAUUUAUUUUCAGUUCUACCUAAAGUCGAUGAAAACGUCGGACAUUAUUUGAAGAGAUAUUUUUUAGCAGUAUACUCAAUGUUAUAUAUGAGCGCAAAUUUUCAAAAAAGAUUGGAAAAUAAGAUCAAUGAUUUGGAGAAUAAUAAUUCAAUGGAUUAUUUGCUGAACAAAUUUAAAAAACUGAAAGUUAUGACCAUAGAUCGGGUGAACAAUUUAAAAUCACCAUAUUUAAUGCGACUGGAAAGCUAUAAUUGUUACGUAAUGAGAAUGAAAAAUAUGAAAGUGUUACCGUUUCAUAUCGACUUUUUCAAAAAGAAAUAUGAUUUAUUUAAAGACUAUAUCGGAAGUGAAACAAUUUUUGAUGAGUUUGAAGUUUUUUUCAAAGAGACUUCACAAAAAGAACAUGGAGAAUAGUCUAGUGAAAGUGGACAAGAAAUUCAACAAGAUAAAGACGAAAAAAUUGUAGACGUGACUGGUUAAUAUAGAAUAGUUACAUAAAUUAUAUUAAUUUACACUGAUUUAAAAUAUACUACCGGGGUCAUAUAAUUAGUUCUAGAUUUAUUUUAAUUUUUAUAAUAUUAUAAAAAUUAAAAAUAUAAUUUAUAAGCCACCGAAAAUAUAUUAUCUUAUCAUAAUAAUGUAACCACUAUUUCUGAAUUUUAUUAUUAUUUCUAUUUAUUAUUAUUAUUUUAUUUUUUUUUUGUUAAUAUUCUUAGUUAAUUUAAUAUAUCGUUGAAAUAAUAUAAUAUGAUAAAUGAUAAUAUUAUAAUUGAAUACCUUUAUUAAUGCUAUUAAUAUUGUAUUAUAUAAUUAUAAUUAGGUAAUCAAACAUUUAUACUAAUAGUCUUUACCAAAAUCAGAUUUAUGAUAUUUUUUAUUAAUUAAAAUAUUAAUAAAAAGUAUAGUAUGUCAGAGCAGUAUUGUAUUGUAUUAUUUGUGUUAUAAAUAAUAUUAAAUUGCUUACACUAGGCGUGUCCAACCAUUUUUAACUUGCGGGCCACAUCCGAAAUUUAUAUUUAUUCUGCGGGUCGUAUAUAUAUUUAUAAAAAAAAUAAUGUAAAUUAUAAUUCUAUUAAUAAUCUAAAAUCAAAUAUAUUUUUCUAUUUAUUCAAUUUUAAUAAUUAAAAAUAAAAAUUGUACAAUAUUUUGGAAUUCUUAAAGCUUUUUAACAUUUUUUUACAUUAUAAUUUUUAUUUUUAUUUUUACCCCUACAAAUAGGUAUACUUUUUUUAAAAUGGUCACAGGCCGGUUGGAAUACUUUCGCGUGUUGGGCACACCUGGUUAGUGGUUUACAUUGUAAUAUAAUUCAAUAAUACAUUUACAAAAUAAAAAACAUUUUAAAUAAACGUUGUACAUUUAUAUCAUAUUACCGCUAUAAAUAUAAAUUAAUUAUCUCUUUAAAUAAAAUACAUAUUAAUAUUCACGAUUUGUAAAUAGAUUAUGACUUAUUUUACUAUUUGUAUUACAAUUUAUAAAUAUUUCAAGUUUGAUAAUAAAUAAUAUCAUUUUUA